Molecule: messenger RNA, 1763 nt
Organism: Oreochromis niloticus (Nile tilapia)
Lineage: Eukaryota; Metazoa; Chordata; Actinopteri; Cichliformes; Cichlidae
Gene: ackr5
Product: atypical chemokine receptor 5
Exons: 2
Coding region: 224-1297 (357 amino acids)
Biological process (GO): G protein-coupled receptor signaling pathway
Cellular component (GO): membrane
Molecular function (GO): G protein-coupled receptor activity
Source: RefSeq, a predicted model, not a curated record
GUCAUAUGUGUGUGUGUUUGUUCAUGGGAAAUGGGAGGGUAGAAACUCCUGUUCGAUCAGGACUUUCUCAGGACUAUUGCCCACAUAGUCCUGAGCAGCAGAGCUGAAAAGGCACAUCUCCCAUCUGCAGACUUCACACAGAAGAUUCUCCAGAAGACGAUAAGGUCCCAGGAGCAACCUCCCCCGUUCAGCUCCUGUGCACACCGCCACCGCCGCUGAGAACAUGACCUUCAACCACUCGCUAGACUUCUUGAACGGCACGCCAUGGUACGUCGUCGAGUGCACCCUCCAGCUCAACACGACAUCCCGGCGCAUCGCCCUCUUCCUGAUGUACCUAUUCAUCUUCAUGGUGGGCCUGAUGGAGAACACGCUGGUCGUCUGGGUCAACUGGCGCCGAAGGCAUUCCUCCAAUGGGGUCCUCUUCUGCAUCAUCAACGUGAGCCUGUCGGACCUGAUGGUGAUCAUGAUCCUUCCUUUCUUCAUGAUGGAGGUAACCCUGGACCAGGUCUGGCUGUGGGGUCGCUUUCUCUGCAAGGUCACCCACCUCAUCUACGUGAUCAACUUCUACAGCAGCUCCUUCUUCCUGGCCUUUAUGACCCUUGAGCGCUAUUUCUCACUGUCAAGACCGUCAUCGUCAAGCUUCUUCCCUGCGGGAGGCCGGAAGCGGUGGGUGGUCUGUGGGGGCCUCUGGGGGCUCUCCUUGUUUCUGGCUCUGUUGGAGAACGUCCAUGUGGAUCUUCUGGAGUGGGACGAGCCAGGUUGUUACAUGCUGCCUGAAUACAGCUACACCGAAUGGUUCGUCACAGUGUCUUUCUUGUGCCUGGUCUUCCAGUUCCUGGGCCCGGCUGCUGUCAUCAUCACCUGCAACGUACUGAUCGCUCGUGCAGCCAAAAGGGCGACAGAUGUGCAGAACCGACGGGAUGUUUGGCUGGUGCACGUGUACUCCCUGGUGUUUGUAAUGUGCUGGCUUCCCUACCACUUGGUCACGUUCUUGAUGAUAAUAGACGACCUUGACCCCUAUGUAUUCAGCUGCAACAUGGUGGAAGUGCUCUACUUCUCUUUUAGCGUGGUGCAGUGCAUUUCGCUUUUGCACUGUGUUGCCAACCCCUUCCUCUACAAUUUCCUCAGCAAGAGCUUUCGGAACAACCUGAUCAACACCAUGUUGAACUACAUUCCCAGAGAGGGGACUGCAGAACAGGUGGGACCCAGAGCCAACGCCAAAACUGCAAAUGAGGGCGGUAGAGACCCGGGGAAGCUGAGUAACGCCAGCACCAGCCAUUCUGAUGUUGGAUCAUAAGAAGGAAGCUGAGCUAAGGAUCAAGUAAGCUUCAGUCGCAGUAUAUUUGACUGAAUAAAUUCAGCCCUGUCGCUUCCAGUACCACAGGCAUUGAUCGGGCUCAUACCUUCCUCUCGUAGUCCACUUCCUGUUUUGUUAAGCAUGUACCUGAUCAGAGUGUCACACACAGGGGGGCAGGAAAUGUUUGAUGUCUUCCUGCAAAACUGCUCAACUCACACAGGAACUCGAGGCACAGUGAAUGUUCCAGGAAUUCGUGUCAACAAAAUGUGCUGCAGUGCCCCACAGGAGAAAUCCUCAUAUCAGUAUACACAAAUGCAAAUGUGAAAAUGUAACUGUUUUAUUGCAUAGAAAUCAAAGCUUAAUGUUACUAAAUGCUUAUUUAUCUGGAUGCUGAUGUAGUCAUGUCUGUAAAACAAAACAAAAACACCCAAUAAAACUCCCUUAAACGCUGCUUGUUUCGAUCUGA